Messenger RNA from Trichoplax adhaerens, 627 nucleotides. RefSeq lists its product as uncharacterized. The transcript is spliced from 6 exons. The coding region runs from base 1 to 627 and encodes 208 amino acids. Gene Ontology annotation, molecular function: calcium ion binding. The record is from RefSeq and is a predicted model, not a curated record. NCBI's taxonomy places the organism in Eukaryota, Metazoa, Placozoa, Uniplacotomia, Trichoplacea, Trichoplacidae.
AUGGCUGCUACAUCUCGUCAUGAAGCUGAAUUAAAGCGUAAAUGUCAGACUGCACUAAGUAAAACUCAAGACCCAGUAGAGCAGCUGAGGUUGCAAUGUUUAUCGCGUGGAUCGAGCGGAAUUAAAGGCCUUGGAAGGGUUUUUCGUAUCAUGGAUGAUAAUGGCGAUAAACAGUUGAAUUUUGCAGAAUUUAAGAAAGGCCUGCGGGAUUAUGGCGUUAUUGUAGACGAUACUGAUGCAAGAAAAAUGUUCGAAGCCUUCGAUACUGAUCAUAGCGAAAGUUUAGACUUUGAUGAAUUUCUUAAAGCUUUAAGGCCGCCUAUGAGCACUAAAAGGAAAAAAGUAAUUUUUGAAGCUUUCAGGAAAUUAGAUAAAACUGGUGAUAGCGUUAUCACCAUUGACGAUUUGAAAGGCGUUUACAAUCCUCGAAAGCAUAAAAAGUAUAUGAACGGCGAAUGGACUGAGGAACAAGUAUUUCGAUCAUUCUUAGAUAGUUUCGAUUCUCCUGAUGAUCCUGAUGGCAGGGUAACACAUGAAGAAUUUCUAAAUUAUUACAGUGGCGUUAGUGCUUCUAUUGACAGCGAUGCAUAUUUCGAUUUAAUGAUGAGAAAUGCCUGGAAGCUAUAG